Molecule: messenger RNA, 519 nt
Organism: Heterobilharzia americana
Lineage: Eukaryota; Metazoa; Platyhelminthes; Trematoda; Strigeidida; Schistosomatidae
Source: the annotation of a GenBank genome assembly
AUGAACACACCAACGAAAGUGGGAUCUUCCAUAACGCCGGAACAGUUUCUUAUUCAUCCAUACUAUACGGAGGACUCAGAAAAUAUUAAUCCGGAUGAUUUACUACACUCAAUUUCGGCUGUUCCUUUGGAUUUUGUUGAUGGACAAGUUUCAAAUCAAUCUCCAAUCAUUCGUUGUUCCAUAGACAAAUUCCCAGCUGAUACUAACUCUCCAAGUACACCUCCAAACGAUUGCCAUUAUCUUCAAAUCAGUCUCUUUUUAAUACACCACCGCAGUCAUCGUAUAGAGAUGAUUUAUCUCUUAUGGAAUCAAGGAAGCGGCAAAGAUAUACCAAGUAGUGUAAGUCGCCUCAGGGAAAAACGACGUCGGCUAACUGCAUAUCCAUCGUUUUCACAAUCAACUGCAUCUCCUACCAGCUCCCCAGUCGUUGCAGUACCUAACAAUCGACGUCGAAGAAUGACAACAUUAUGUCCUUCUGUGCACAAUCCAAUCACAAAGUAUUUCAAAAAGAACAACUAA